Messenger RNA from Labeo rohita (rohu), 1311 nucleotides. It is a transcript of the gene efcab11, whose product is annotated as EF-hand calcium binding domain 11. Gene Ontology annotation, molecular function: calcium ion binding. The transcript has 6 exons. Lineage: Eukaryota; Metazoa; Chordata; Actinopteri; Cypriniformes; Cyprinidae. The coding region runs from base 119 to 676 and encodes 185 amino acids. Gene Ontology annotation, cellular component: cytoplasm. The record is from RefSeq and is a predicted model, not a curated record.
CUGAGUGCUCAACCUGACCUACUCUGCACUGACAACCAAUCCCUCACAUCCAUACGGUUUCUAUGUAAACAUCUACAACUUUCCAGAAGCCUUCAGAUUUUUUAUCUAGGUUGUCCCAAUGCAAACAUUCACAACUGGAAGAAGCUUUAGGAGUGAGAGAGAAAUAAACAAUGCCGAAAGGAACAAAUUUGAGUUGGUUUUCCAUCAGUGUGAUGUGGGUAAGAAAGGUUUCUUGUCCAGAGAAGAUCUCAAGAUAGCGGUUGUCAUGCUUUUUGGAUACAAGCCUUCAAAGUCUGAGACAGAUAUUUUGAUGGAGAAUGGCACUAUUAAGAACUGUCCAGGGGUCCCGCUGGAGCGGUUUGUGUCUCUCAUGGGGAGGAAGAUGUCUGCAGAAGAUCCAUAUGAGAAGACGAGGCAGAUCUUCACUGCAUUUGAUGUACACUGUCGUGGCUUCUUGAAGCUGGAUGACUUCAAAAGCGCCUUCAAGCGAGUUGCCCCUCGUCUGCCGGAGAGGACUGUGCUGGAGGCUUUCCGGCAUGCAGAUCAGGAUUCUGAUGGUCAUAUAAGCUUCAAGGACUUUGAAAAUGUCAUCAGCUUUGGUUUGGCGAACAUCUGCAGCUCCACAGGAGCCACAAGAUAUGAGUCUGGAAACAGCUUCUGUACAAAAUAUAACUAGAUCUCCUAUAAAACAACCCAGUGAGUUUUUUUAACCACCCUUAUGGCUUUUAAUUGAAAGCUUUAACAGUCCGGUGUUCACAUUGACUCUCCAAUAGAUAAUUGUUAGCGAUUUAGAGAGCACCGUUUGGCCUUGUCUGUUGAAAAGGCAGAGUAACCUCAAAUGCUUGACACUUGGGUUUGAUGAUGAGUUUUGAUGUUGUAUCGAUCCAUUUGGACUGAGGCUGCACCAUGUAAUGGAGAAACACACAUUUCUAUUGUGCGGUUGCCUUACAAACUACAUUAAAUUUAACCCAGCCUCUCAGGGUCUACUUCACUAGGUGCGGGAACAAUAUUCCCAUCUCAGCCUUCUGAUAUUUUAAAAUGAAAUCUGUGAGUUCUGUCACCACAUUUUAUGGCAAGCGAGGGGUCGGAUCUGUACAAUUCUCCUUCCUCGUUCAAUUUCCAUCUUCAAAACAGGCAGGUUGCCAUAAAAUUGAAUAUUAACUAUCACAUUCAGAUUCUGUUUUCGCACAACUCCCUGCUAGCGACAUAUAUUAAAAAGCCCAAGCGUACUCGUUCAGGGAGGAUUUUAUGCGACUCGUCUUGUUACAUGCGAUUAUGGAACUGUAAAUACUUGUUUGUGUUUCGAGAGAU